This is a messenger RNA of Pongo pygmaeus (Bornean orangutan), 3738 nucleotides long. It is a transcript of the gene AMZ2, whose product is annotated as archaelysin family metallopeptidase 2. The coding region runs from base 2470 to 3552 and encodes 360 amino acids. The record is from RefSeq and is a predicted model, not a curated record. Gene Ontology annotation, molecular function: metallopeptidase activity. Gene Ontology annotation, biological process: proteolysis. Lineage: Eukaryota; Metazoa; Chordata; Mammalia; Primates; Hominidae. The transcript is spliced from 8 exons.
AGAGGUGACAACUAAGCUAAAGAAGCCACUCAGGAUGUCAGAAGACAGCUGUUAAGUCAAAAACAGGCACCAUAUCCAAAGGAACUGAUUUGAUCCCUAAAAUUCUGUUAAGAUGUGCUGUAGAUGGGGCACGGUGGCUCACGCCUGUAAUCCCUGCACUUUGGGAGGCCAAGGUAGGUGGAUCACCUGAGGUCCGGAGUUCAAGACCAGCCUGGCCAACAUGGUGAAACCCCGUCUCUACUAAAAAUACAAAAAUUGGCUAACACGAUGAAACCCUGUCUCUACUAAAAAUACAAAAAAAAAAAAAAAAAAAAUUAGCUGGGCGUGGUGGCGGGUGCCUGUAGUCCCAGCUACUUGGGAGGCUGAGGCAGAACGGCGUGAACCCAGGAGGCGGAGCUUGCAGUGAGCCGAGAUAGCGCCACUGUACUCCAGCCUGGGCGACAGAGCGAGACUCUGUCUCAAAAAAAAAAAUGAGGCGGGCGUGGUGGUGCGUGCCUGUAGUCCCAGCUACUCUGUAGACUGAGGCACGAGAAUCGCUUGAACCCAGGAAGCAGAGGUUGCAUUGAGCCGAGAUCGCACUACUGCACUCCAGCCUGGGCGACAGAGCGAGACUUCGUGUCAAGUAAUAAUAAUAAAAAAGGAUGUGCUGUAAUUGUCUCCAUUUUACAAAAGAGGUCAAGUAACUGGCACAGGUCCCACGCUAGUAAGUGAGGGUUUUGGGAUUCAAGCACAGACCACCUUCGCCCCUAUGCUACACCACCUCAGGCUGUUGGGAGAUAGGCGCCCAGUCAAAAGGCACAUGGAAGAAAGCCCACGACUUCUCAAGCAUUGAAGCAUUGAAGCAUUGAAGCGCAUCAGUAUUCUCAACUUCAAACUUUGGGAAGUCAUAGUAGGAAUGCAUUUUAUUCAAGAAUGGGUUCAGGUGAGGGUGGAUAUGGGCACUGGGUUCAAAGGACAAAUUUGGAGAUUUCAUGAUCCAGGAGGGUGAACAAAUAAGGAAGGGCUAAAGAGAUCCUCGAAGUUGAAAGGUUCAAACAGAGUUAAUGUCCUCUAAGGAGAGCCAACAAGGGGUUACAAGUGCUGAAGUCAUCAAGAAAACGUGCCUGUCUUUCCUGGAGACUGGGAAGGAGAAUUAAGAUGAAGAAAAUCCAGAAGACGGUAAAAUGGCUUGACUUCAAAAUAACAGACCGGGCGCCGUGGCUCACGCCUGUAAUUCCAGCACUGUGGGAGACCGAGGAGGGGGUGGAUCACCUGAGCUCAGUUCGAGACCAGCCUGGGUAACAGGGUGAAAACCUGUAUUAAAAAAAAAAGAAAAAAAAAAGCCGGGCGCGGUAGCCCACGCCUGUAAUCCCAGCACUUUGGGAGGCCAAGGCGGGCGGAUCACUUGAGGUCAGGAGUUCGAGACCAGCCUGGCCAACAUGGUGAAACCCCAUCUCUAUUAAAAAUAACAAAAAUUAGCCGGACGUGAUAGCGGGCACCUGUAGUUCCAGCUACUGGGGAGGCUGAAGCGGGAAAAUCGCUUGAACCCAGGAGGCAAAAGUUGCACUGAGCCGAGAUUGUCCCACUGCACUCCAGCCUGGACAACAGAGCAAGACUCCAUCUCCAAAAAAAAAAAAAAAAAAGCAACAAAAAGAAAUAAAAAAGAAAGCAAGAAAAAGAAAGAGAAUGGUGAGGCCCAGAGAGACCGAAAGUCCCACCAGAGGCCACAGAGCUAGCUCAACCCUAAUGCCGGCCCCGCGGUGCCUUUCCGAGCUCACGGCCUCCCCUCGGCAUCCGGGUUUUGGCCUCGGAGCGCCAGGGACGCCACGAGGACGCGCCCCACACUUGCGCGUCUGGGUUCCAGCCCCCGCGGCCCCCAACAAAUAAAGAAGGGAAAGUGCUGAGGGUGACGGCCCCGGGGAACGCUGCAGCUCUACGUCAACCUGCGGCGGCCGCCGACUCAUUUGGGGCCACGCCGGUUGCAUUCGUCACGCCGGGGAUGCCUCUCAAACCCGCGGCCUGCCGAGGACGUUCCCACAUGGGAGACCCCAGCGACGCGGGCGCGUCUGUGGCUCUCGAGAACCGGGCCGCGGAGCCCCCGCGACGGCAGGCGGGGAACCGGCGACUGCGGGGGCAGACAGCUAGGGCUUAUACUCCCCUCGCUACCCUCUAUUCUGGAAGACGCGGGUCGCGGCCGCCGAACUCCAGCUCUGCGCCUGCCCAGGCGGCGGCGCGCUCAGGGGCGUGGCAUGGGCGGGUCGUGAGUUGGGCGGGGCCCACAGGGCGUGCACGACGGAGCGGCGCGGCGCAUGGCGUGAGGGGCGUGGCGCCAGUGGGCGAGGCGUGGCGUAGUGCGAAGGGACGCGGUGCGCACGCGCGUGAGGGCUGCCGCGGAUGAAGGCACACUCCACAACUUUCUUCCAGCCAGGCCCAGACAUGUCCAUCCUUGUAAGAUAAAAGCUUCCAUGGGAGCCUUCCUUCCUAAUCAAGAUGCAGAUAAUACAGCACUCCGAACAGACACUAAAAACAGCUCUCAUCUCAAAGAACCCAGUGCUUGUGUCACAGUAUGAGAAAUUAGAUGCUGGGGAACAACGUUUAAUGAAUGAAGCCUUCCAGCCAGCCAGUGAUCUCUUUGGACCCAUUACCUUGCAUUCUCCAUCAGAUUGGAUCACCUCCCACCCUGAGGCUCCCCAAGACUUUGAACAGUUCUUCAGUGAUCCUUACAGAAAGACACCCUCUCCAAACAAACGCAGCAUUUAUAUACAGUCCAUUGGCUCUCUAGGAAACACCAGAAUUAUCAGUGAAGAAUAUAUUAAAUGGCUCACGGGCUACUGUAAAGCAUAUUUCUAUGGCUUGAGAGUAAAACUCCUAGAACCAGUUCCUGUUUCUGCAACAAGAUGUUCCUUUAGAGUCAAUGAGAACACACACAACCUACAAAUUCAUGCAGGGGACAUCCUGAAGUUCUUGAAAAAGAAGAAACCUGAAGAUGCCUUUUGUGUUGUGGGAAUAACAAUGAUUGAUCUUUAUCCAAGAGACUCGUGGAAUUUUGUCUUUGGACAGGCUUCUUUGACAGAUGGUGUGGGGAUAUUCAGCUUUGCCAGGUAUGGCAGUGAUUUUUAUAGCAUGCGCUACGAAGGCAAAGUGAAGAAGCUCAAGAAAACAUCUUCAAGUGACUAUUCAAUUUUCGACAACUAUUAUAUUCCAGAAAUAACUAGUGUUUUACUACUUCGAUCCUGUAAGACUUUAACCCAUGAGAUCGGACACAUAUUUGGACUGCGACACUGCCAGUGGCUUGCAUGCCUCAUGCAAGGCUCCAACCACUUGGAAGAAGCUGACCGGCGCCCUCUAAACCUUUGCCCUAUCUGUUUGCGCAAGUUGCAGUGUGCUAUUGGCUUCAGCACUGUAGAAAGAUACAAAGCACUGGUGAGGUGGAUUGAUGAUGAAUCUUCUGACACACCUGGAGCAACUCCAGAACACAGUUGUGAGGAUAAUGGGAAUUUACCGAAACCCGUGGAAGCCUUUAAGGAAUGGAAAGAGUGGAUAAUAAAAUGCCUGGCUGUUCUCCAAAAAUAAGGACCUUCAAAUAGGAGUGAUUGAAAUAAAUCACUACUUGCAUGUUAUGCUUUCAUUUGAGUGGAAUACUUCAUUGGAAUAAACUACUGAUCUUGUGCUGUGUCAAAGUAACAGACUAGAACCUUCUUUCAAGUACCUGAAUUGAAAUGAAACUCAUUUUGAAUAAUAAAAACUCUAGAAACUCUU